This is a messenger RNA of Camarhynchus parvulus, 928 nucleotides long. Its product is annotated as microfibril-associated glycoprotein 4-like. The coding region runs from base 58 to 828 and encodes 256 amino acids. The record is from RefSeq and is a predicted model, not a curated record. The transcript has 6 exons. Gene Ontology annotation, biological process: elastic fiber assembly. NCBI's taxonomy places the organism in Eukaryota, Metazoa, Chordata, Aves, Passeriformes, Thraupidae.
CCCGAGCGCUGCCCCUCCCCCACCCCCCCCGUCCGCAUUCGGAGCCGCUGCGGAGCCAUGGAGGUCGCGGCCGUGGCGCUGCUGGUGGCCCUGGGGACGCUGAGCCAGGGGCAGCCGAUCCGGCCCCAGGCGUACCCCCCCGGGCUGUGCCCGCCCCUCCCCCCCCGGGACUGCCAGGACGUGCACGCGGGGGGGGCGCGCGAGGACGGCGUGUACCUGGUGUCCCCCGGGGGGGGAGGGGCCGGGGCGCCCCCCGUGCCCGUCUACUGCGACAUGAGCACCGAGGGACACGUGUGGACGGUGUUCCAGCGCCGCUUCAACGGCUCCGUCAGCUUCUUCCGCGGCUGGAACGACUACAGGGCCGGCUUCGGCCGCGCCGACGGCGAGUACUGGCUGGGCCUGCAGAGCCUGGCGCUGCUGACCCUGCAGGCGCGCUACGAGCUGCGCGUGGAGCUCGAGGACUUUGAGAACAACUCGGCCUCGGCCACCUACGGCUCCUUCGCGCUCUCGCCCGCGGCCGUCAGCGCCGACGAGGACGGCUACACCCUGCACGUGGCCGGCGUCGUCGACGGCGGCGCCGGCGACUCGCUGAGCUACCACAACGGGAUGAAGUUCUCCACCUUCGACCGCGACCAGGACCUGUUCGCGCAGAACUGCGCCGCGCUCUCCUCGGGGGCCUGGUGGUUCCGCUCCUGCCACUUCUCCAACCUCAACGGCUUCUACCUGGCCGGGCCCCACCUCUCCUACGCCAACGGCAUCAACUGGGCCCAGUGGAAGGGCUUCUACUACUCCCUCAAGCGCAGCGAGAUGAAGAUCCGCCGCCUCUGAGGGGGCCGCGCCCAACCAGGCCACGCCCACCACGCGCCACGCCCCUUCCAGACACGCCCCGUGUUGACCCCGCCCUCAAUAAAGGCCCAGCGUUCAUUGA